Molecule: messenger RNA, 2848 nt
Organism: Dinoponera quadriceps
Lineage: Eukaryota; Metazoa; Arthropoda; Insecta; Hymenoptera; Formicidae
Gene: Pbp45
Product: snRNA-activating protein complex subunit 1
Exons: 7
Coding region: 1377-2708 (443 amino acids)
Biological process (GO): snRNA transcription by RNA polymerase II; snRNA transcription by RNA polymerase III
Cellular component (GO): snRNA-activating protein complex
Molecular function (GO): sequence-specific DNA binding
Source: RefSeq, a predicted model, not a curated record
CGCCAAAGGUAUAAUAAAUGGUAGCAGAUUCGCAGCAGUAUAACAGUGUCUUCGCAUGUUCUUACUAACAGUAUUAUAUGGAGUUUAAGGAGCGCAUCGGCUCUCCAUUAACAGGCUAAGCUUUACGUAUCCUUAACACACUGCGCUCUGCAGGAGCGCAGCACCUGCUUUGGGGACAGACUUGGUAAUGAAACGUCGCACUAGAGCUCGACUGCUCUUAACGGCACUUACAUGGAAGAAUAUACUUUCUCUCUUUCUCUCUCUCUAUCUCUCACUCACUCACUCACUCACCCUCUCAUCCUCUCUCACCCUCUCUUUCUUACUCGCCAGAGCUGUUCCACGGGUGUCUCGGAUCUACUGCGCUCUGCUGUGUUGUGCAGAUAGUAACUGAGCAGAUCCGUGACACCUGGAGCAGCUUGAGCGUACAGUCAGACACUUAAGUGAACUCGGUCGCUUUGACCCCGCAGUGUCUAUUCGAUCGUAAUCAGGUAGCGCGAAAAACCGUUUGCCAAACCGUACGUGAUACUCAGUUAAACGCUCUACGAGCCCUUCUAUUGUCAGACUUUUUCACACAGAGACAUUUGCGCAUUCUCAUUCGUAACCGGCCCCCUGCAUCUGUAAGAAUACGGCUGAGUAAUACCAAGAGAUGACCUCCGGAGAGUAUGUACAACCGAGAAACAAACAAAGACACCAGAGUGGCUCCGUAUCCUUUGAAUUUCCACUGAACGAUUCAAUCAAAACUUGUAUUUCGACACCAAACAUGUGUGUUCGCAGAGAAAAGGUUCAUUGUUGUGUGUUUCAAGUCAGUGAGUUGUUGUACUCCAAGAAAGUAAUAUUAAUAUGUAUGUUAUAAGUAUACAUAUGUAUGCAUUAUUGGAGCGCAAGUUCCAUCAUUGCAUACAUAUUUACCAAAGAAAGGGGAGGAAAACUAAGUACACGACUAUGAGAAUGCAUUCAAGGUCGCAUCAUUAUUGAGAUUGAAAGGAUUCAAAUAUUUGAUAAAGAUAUUUGUAACUUAAAAGAGGUUGGAGAGAGUCACUUGAGGUGACUCAAGACGUUGGACCAAAAAUUACAAAAGACUGGAACUCUCCAGAAUAUGUAGAAAAGAAAUGGGGAGUAGAAAUGCAUAAGGAUUCCAAGAUCCGAUGGUCCAGUUGGUCCUAGAAGGAUUUAAAAACAUAAGCGCAUGGAAAAUAUCCGCAAUCUCGCGAGGGAAAUCGGGGAAUACACGAGAGUCCGCCGAGGACCUUGGUGGUGAAUAACUGCGACGAGAAUUCGAAGCAGACUCGGCGAAAAAAAGUUGACGAGAAUAUAGAGGAAGGGGGAGAGGGGGGGCAGCGAGAGCGACAAUUUGCAAAUUCGACGCACGGGCCGAUAUGAGACGUAACGAAAUUCUCUCUCUUUUGUCGCGGGGGAAAAAGAGAGAAAGAGAACGAGCGAGUCUCCGGAGGCCAUUUUGUAUUCCCAGCGCGAUGCGCGGUAUUGAUUUGUCCUGUCAACUCGGGCCAGGUACUCGGAGCGGCCCGGGUGCCGACGCCCGGGGCUCCGGCGCGCGAGCAGCGAGCGACGGCGCGCCGCGUCGCAUCGUGUGCACCAGGAGUCGCGUCGACGCCGGCGGCGUCACUUCGGGUGACGGCCGUGAGUCGCGUCGAGUGACAAGUGGAAAACGUUUGAUGAAUGCCUUCCAGUAUGAUUGUCAGACAUUGUUAACACGUUUCGAGUUAACUUACAACACUCACUUUCAAAACUUCUGUGAGAUUUGGAGAGAAAUGCAGUUCUCAUUGAUAUUUGAUUGCCAGUCCUCUGAAGUAACCCUGAGAAUCUUUUGUGAAAAUGCUCUCCAUGUAACAAAGCAAUUUCUGAUCAAAGCAUCGAGCCUGAAAGAACGUAUUGGCGCUCUGUAUCUUAUGUACAGUGUAUAUUACAUGCUGCAAAAAAAUGAUUUAAAGAUUAGAAUGACCUUCUCAGAUUGGGAAUGUUUAAUGAAUCUGCAUCAGCAGAUUAAGGUGGAACAGUAUCUCGAUGCUAACUAUAUUUUGUGUAAACUAAUUGUCGAUCGUGCAUUUAUCCAUUGCUUUAGUGACAGUGAGUUUGGUAUAAAUAAGCACUACCAAAAGAGCAAGACACAAUCUAUGUUGGAUUAUAGCUUAUCGCCAAAGAUUAAAGAACUAGCAGCACCAGGAAAGUUGCUCUCGACAAUCAGUCAUUUAAGCAAGAUAUACACAGAGAAGAAGCAUAUUCUCCUCAGUGAGCAGGAAAUCUCCAGUGUGCAAUUGUACGAUGCAAAUAUGGCGGAUAAUAUCAUCGAUAGCAUUCGUACGAUGCAAUCUCAGAAUAGAAUAUUUUCACAAAAUAUUAGCGAGGAUAAUAAUGAUGAAUCGCCAGCGUUAAUGCCAGCGUCAGCAUUAGCGUCAACAUCAGAGGCAGCAUUAGCGUCAACAUCAGAGUCAGCGCCAACGUCAUCAUUGUCUGUAUUAAUGUCAACAUCUAAUAACCAGAGCAGUCAAAAAAUUAAAAAACGAAGAAACAAGAACGUCCAACGUCGGAAGAAACUAAUCCUGGCCAAGAUUGGUAGUGCGUUUGAAACAGCGCUAAGAUCGGAGUCCGAAGAUUCUUCCGAAGAAGAAGUGCAUAUGGAAAUUGAUUCAGAUACUAGUGCAGAUCCUUUGGAAGAUCUGCGGGAGAUUGUUGAAAUUACCUCAAAUUGAGAGGAUCGCACGCGGAAAGUGAGCGAGUUUUUAAGACCUUCAAAAUCCUACAGGAUCCCCGACUUCGAAUAUCAUUCGAAAUGAGCCUCGUAGAUUCGCUUACGGUGAUAUCGCCAGCAUUGAUCGUUCGUCAAUGUUCU